Molecule: messenger RNA, 1412 nt
Organism: Aphanomyces astaci
Lineage: Eukaryota; Oomycota; Saprolegniomycetes; Saprolegniales; Verrucalvaceae
Exons: 3
Coding region: 75-1343 (422 amino acids)
Biological process (GO): medium-chain fatty acid catabolic process; fatty acid beta-oxidation
Cellular component (GO): mitochondrion
Molecular function (GO): flavin adenine dinucleotide binding; medium-chain fatty acyl-CoA dehydrogenase activity
Source: RefSeq, a predicted model, not a curated record
CACGGGUGUUUCGUCAACGACACUUUUUCCUCAACCGAAGUUACUCAAUUGUGAAUUCCAGAGCUUCCACCAACAUGUUGCCUCGUCAUGCGCUCCUCCAUGCCGCCCGCUGUGCCCCCAAAACGGCGUCACUGACGCGGAGCUUUGCGGCCCAUGCCACGAUCGACGAAAGCACGCUCAAUGGCAUUAGCUUCAAGUUGACUGACACCCAGCGCGAGUUCCAACAGCUCGCGCGUAAAUUCGCGCGCGAAGAAAUGAUUCCUCUGGAGAAACACUACGACCAAACGAUGGAAUACCCUAAGCCGAUCUUUGACAAGGCAUGGGAGUUGGGCUUGGUCAACGGUCACAUCCCCGAGAAAUACGGCGGUCUUGGCCUCGGCUCGCUCGACGGGUGCAUCAUCGGUGAAGAGUUGGCGUACGGCUGCACUGGGAUGAUGACUGCUAUCGAGGCGAACCAUCUCGCCCUCGCACCUGUCCUUGUGGCCGGUAACGAUGCCCAAUGCGCGAAGUACUUCGGUCGGUUGAUUGACGCUCCACGCCAAGCAGCGUACUGCGUCACGGAACCUGGUGCUGGGUCCGAUGUGGCCGCUGCCAAGACGACUGCCGUGAAGAAGGGGAAAUCUUGGGUUAUUAACGGAUCCAAGAUGUGGAUCACAAACGGUGGUGUGGCAGACUGGUACUUUGUUCUGGCCAAGACGGACUCUGGUGCGUCAGCAGGGUCGGCCUUCACUGGUUUUAUCGUGGACGCCAACACUCCCGGCAUCACCAAAGGCCGCAAGGAAAUCAACUUGGGCCAACGGUGCUCGGAUACUCGCGGGAUCACGUUUGAAGAUGUGGUUGUGCCGGAAGAAAAUGUGUUGGGGUCGCCUGGCUACGGCUUUAAGAUCGCCAUGCAAGCUUUCGACCAUACCCGACCGCCCGUGGCCAUUGGCGCCGUGGGUCUCGCCCGUCGCGCCUUCGACGAAGCGAAGAAGUAUGCGCUGGAACGCAAGACGAUGGGAGCGCCUAUUGCGACCCAUCAAGCGAUCAUGUUCAUGCUGGCGGACAUGGCGACGGGCAUCGAAGCCGCGCGCCUCUUGACGUACAAGGCUGCGUAUGAGAUUGACUGCGGCCGCAAGAACACGAUGUUUGCGUCGAUGGCCAAGCGCUUUGCCGGCGACUUGGCGAACGAAGUGGCCGCGAACGCCGUGCAGAUUUUUGGCGGCGCCGGGUUCAACACCGAGUACCCCGUCGAGAAGCUGUUCCGCGACGCCAAGAUUUAUCAGAUCUACGAAGGCACGUCGCAGAUCCAGCGGCUGAUCAUUGGCAAGGAAGUGCUGUCUCGUGCCAACUUGGAUCCUUAGACGAUAUAAAAGGAGAAAGGGUCUUGUAUUAAUGCAUAAUUGAAGCUAAACCUGUAUGAAUUGUUGAAG